Molecule: messenger RNA, 351 nt
Organism: Seminavis robusta
Lineage: Eukaryota; Bacillariophyta; Bacillariophyceae; Naviculales; Naviculaceae
Source: the annotation of a GenBank genome assembly
AUGCGCUGGUGCUGUUGCCUACACAAUUGGCGAAUCGCGGACAGGGUACAGAAGGAACCACAGGCAGGUCAGGGAGAACAGGAGGCAGAGACGAGCAACGCCAAAGGCACCGUCGAUCGAUGUCCCCAUCCAAGCUUUGUAAGCAAUUGUCCCACGCAGAUAUGGUUUCGACGCAUCCUUGCGUUGUUUGAGCAAUGCCCAAGCAGAGCAGAAGCAAUGGAAGCAGUUGAUGGUACCGGGAUCGGUGCUUCAUUGUUGAGGCCAUCGCCAGAAAUAAACCUUCUGCCUUUUCCUUUUCUUGUGCGGCUGUUGAUCACCAGGCCGGCAGGAUCAGAUAGUCUAUCUGGCUAG